Molecule: messenger RNA, 1191 nt
Organism: Aspergillus pseudoviridinutans
Lineage: Eukaryota; Fungi; Ascomycota; Eurotiomycetes; Eurotiales; Aspergillaceae
Exons: 1
Coding region: 1-1191 (396 amino acids)
Source: RefSeq, a predicted model, not a curated record
AUGGGGUUCCCGCAGAAAGAUCGGUGGUAUACGGCGCUGAGCGAAGGGAGUGUUGACGCCGUGAUAGCCUUGAUCCUUUCCCAGCUUGAGAAUUUGGAGACGUUGAAAUUGGCACUGUGUCUGGUGGAUGAUUCCUUGUUCGUGGGAAUGGUAUUGAAGCAUUUGAUUAUGGUACGUGGGGGAGGAAGUUUCAGCAGUUUGAGAUGCGUAAAAUUUGGCGACAACGUUAAUGGCUACGAUAUUCUGGAUAUUCAGGCGAAUAUUGACCAGAUUCUCCCAUGCUUCUUCCUUCCGUCCUUGGAGGAACUGAUAGUGACUAUCCAUGAGCCCGACCUCAGCUCAUGGCGCAAGCUCAAAGAAGAGCUGCACCAGAAGCAGCAGUCUCAGUCACUCACAACGCUCCGCCUCUACCGGUGCGACAUCGACCCGAAGCAUGUGGAGAAACUGGUGAUGUUAGCACCAAGACUCAAAGUACUACACUGUGGUUUCCUCCGUCACAUCUCGGCAUCUGAAUACUCAGAAGAGACUGAUUUCGCCCAUCUCUGUUCCGCUCUACUACCCGCCGUAGAUACCCUUGAGGAACUAACUAUUGACAUGCGAUGGACUGAAAAAAACUGCGAUGUCUUCUCGAUGCCGCUCAGUUCAGCAGGGAGAGUUCCCAUGGGCUCGCUGCAGCAGUUUCACGUCCUCAAGCGCCUGGACAUACCGACUGAAUUACUGCUGGGUAAUCUUAAUCGCUCGGGGCAUUCGCACAAACGACUAUCUGACCUCCUGCCCCCGAGUCUUCAAUCUCUAUGCUUGGUAGACAACACAGUGACUUGGGAAUCGAUUUCUGACCGGCAUAGCCCAAACUCAACCAAAAAUUCUAUGCAAGCGAGCAUCGAUGCACUCGCUGAAUAUCUAAGAGAUCGUGCACAGCACGCGCCCUUUCUGCGGGACGUCGUCCUUAACUAUGAAGGCAGGCCGUGGGAAGGGCACAGCCUGCUCGAUCCAACGUAUAUCGGCAAUAUUGCGCGUCCAACACAACCGCAGCUGCUGCGCAGAAUUGCGGAGGCAAGUGGUGUUGCCAUGUGUGUAUUUUACACGAAACGGAUCAAACCGGGGGUUUCGACGCGGGCGUCAAUUAUCGUGUAUGAUCCUGAGAACCCGGAUGCAGAGCCUAUUGAGUGUGGGCCGUCGUCUGUGCUCUAG